UUUCAUAUAGGCUAUGUGAAAGCUUACGGAAUUGUAUCACGUUUUCAGUAUAUUAUUAUAUUGUUCCAGAGAAGCCGUGAUCAAACAAAGACAUGCUGAUUCUAAGUAGAGUGGUGUUUAUUUCCAAAGUGCCAUGUUGUCAAAGGCGUCAUUUAUACAGCAUACGUCUACAAUACUUAGAUAUCGUAUAGACGUUUUGGCAUAUCAUUGAUUAAUGAGGUUGGAAUACAAACCAGGCGAGAUAGGGCAGCAGUCCUAAGGAAUAUGUGAUAGAAUGGUUAACGUACAGAUACAGGUACCGUCCGAAUUACUCACGUGUUGGGAGCACUGGCAGACAAAUGGAAGGGCGGCAGUAUGCAUUGCUACUUAUUCUAUUGCACUAUGUUCUGUGGUAUACCGUUGUGACGUCCGUGCCGUGUUCCAACAGAUGUACCAGUACAGCCCAUAGCGUUGCUCAUACCUGUCCCGAGGCCCUUGCACAAAUCUUGCCGACGUGCGUGUACGAGACAGACCGGGCAGGAAUAUGUCUUUCGUCGUUGGCAACUAACUCUUCCCUUAAGUUUGAUGUCGAAAUCAUCAGACCCACUGAGCUCAUAAACACACUGGACGGGUAUUUUCAAUUUACUACAAACAACACGACAGAAGUAAUCCUAGAACUGAUACAUCCACUGGACGUGGAAACUGUCUACCUUAAUACUAAUGUCACAACGUUGGAAAUACAGCUUCAAGUUUUCUGUACAAAUGAUUCUCAAACGAAGGAAUCUGCGAUGUUAAAUUUGACAAUUAUUGAUGAUGACGACAACAGUCCCUCGUUUGGACAGGCGGCUGGUAGCACGUGCAUUCUUCCUGUUUUCACUGCCUCUGCGCAUGAGCAUUACAUUGGUCCCCUGACGACAAAUCCUAGCUGUAUGUGUGUCACAGACGGAGACUUCAUCACAAACAACGACAUAGUGAUAUCAUUCCUACACGGCAAUCCUCCUGGUUACAAAAGGUUUUUUGCUGUUGAUGCGUCUACAAAAACUAUAAACAAGACAGCAAACAUGUCCUCCGACGACCCGCGGGACUACACCUUUAUUAUCCAGGCCAAAGAAGUAUCUGCCCAUGGACGAAGUAUGGUUGCAGUUCUAAGUGUUGGUAUUGAAAGCGGAUAUCCUGCCCUGCUGAUGACGGAGCAUAAAGCUAAUGAGAACGUUAAGUUAGUAUUGCAGGUUCUUAGCGCCGCGAUUCUCGCUGGAUUUAGCAUAGGAUUCGUAGUUCUUAUCUGGCACAGGAAUAGGCGCGUGAAACCUCUGACUAAGCAAAUGGAAAGAAACGCUGGUGUUAUAGAAUGCUUCAAAUCAAAUGUUAUUGACGAAACUCAUGGUACUGAAGGUAAAUCCCCUUGUGCAAAAAGGACAGAGUGGACUCUGGAGGCCAUUGACGAGGAACCCGAGCUGACGUCACUGUGACAGUCUACAAAUCAUAAACCAACAGGUGGAGCUGUUUUGCAUUCAAUAAUGUGCCAAUCAGUUAAGGUUAGCCUUGACGUAAUGUUAUAAAAUAAAAUAUGAGCAUUUGUAAAAAUGUAGUGAGCGUGUGGAAAUAGCGUGUUAGUAUGCAAUACAAUAUCCUAUGUGAAAAUGUGCUAAGUACGUGUUUACAGCUGAACUGAAGAAUACUUCAUAAAUGAUUGAUCAUAUCUUAUCAGAACUUUAUUAGUUUACUACAUAAUAGAACUGUGAGAAAAGUGAUGUAUGGAAAAGGCUAAAUCAGUGAUACUUGCCCUAUAUGUAUAUGUUCAUGAAUGUGACCGCUACCUUCGUUAAAUAGGUAGGACUUCCGGGCCACGAGAGGGCAAGAGGAUCCAAGAAAAGCUGUCCCAAAAACAAUUAGAAAAGUGAAUAGGUAGAGAUGGAAAUAAGCAAAUGUGGAGGGUUUUUUUUCUUUCUUCUUUUUUUUUUGAAGUUAAAAUGUUGUACAAAAUACUUAUCAUACAUGGUUCUUGGGUGAAGCGAAUUAAGUGUAACAUGUAAGUAAAUAAAAAGCACAAAGUUAUUUAUUUAGGUUUUAGGCAGGUGAUAUUGUCUUAUAUCACCUGUCUAGAUUUAAUAUUUCACUCUCUAUCGGCUCGGUUAAUAUGAAAUCCAGACAACAAUAGGAGAUCAUGUCAUGGUUUAUGGUUUAUUUUGUUUAACGUCCUAUUAACAGCUAGUGUCAUUUAAGGACGUGUCUGGUUUUGGAGAUGAAGGAAAG
Messenger RNA from Pecten maximus, 2232 nucleotides. RefSeq lists its product as uncharacterized. Gene Ontology annotation, molecular function: calcium ion binding. The transcript is spliced from 9 exons. The coding region runs from base 339 to 1448 and encodes 369 amino acids. Gene Ontology annotation, cellular component: membrane. NCBI's taxonomy places the organism in Eukaryota, Metazoa, Mollusca, Bivalvia, Pectinida, Pectinidae. The record is from RefSeq and is a predicted model, not a curated record. Gene Ontology annotation, biological process: homophilic cell-cell adhesion.